AAAAAAACAAUGACAUAACCUCAAAACAAACAAAAAUUGCUUUAAAUUAUUAAAUAAACUUAAAAAUGAGGCUUAUAAACUUGCUGAGAACUCUACAAAUAACGGCUAAAACUCCACAAAGAUUGUUUUCUCAAGAGUUCAUCCCCAAAGCAUUGCGAAGUUUGAAAGCGAAGUCUACAAGAAACACUGUGCAGUUCUACGUCGAUUCCUUCAGAAUUAGGACUGUGGGUGGGAAUGGGGGGAACGGGUGUAUAUCAUUUCUAAGUGCUUGGUGUAAGGAGCACGCCGGACCGGACGGCGGGGACGGCGGUCAUGGAGGACAUGUUAUUUUUCAGGCCACCCAUACGGUGAAGAGUUUGAACCAUGUGAAGGCGGUGACGAUAGCGCUGCAUGGAGGGAGAGGAGACAAUAAGGACCGGAACGGGAAGAACGCUUCGCAUGUCGUGGUGCCUGUUCCACUUGGGACAAUAGUCCGUGACGAGACUGGGACCGUGGUGGGAGACCUGAGCGCUGAAGGCACCCUGUUUGUGGCGUCGCGCGGCGGCGCUGGCGGCCGGGGGAACAAGUUCUUUCUCACAGACACUGCCCAGGCACCGGAUAUAGCAGAGAUCGGCGCUAUUGGAGAGACCAAUGUUUAUACGCUCGAAGUGCGCUCUAUGGCGCAUAUAGGUUUAUUAGGGUUCCCUAACGCUGGUAAAAGUACACUGCUUCGCGCGUUGACGCGCGCGCGGCCCACCGUCGCACCCUACCCUUUCACAACACUGAGACCUCACAUUGGUAUGGUCCCCUAUGAUGAUUACGAGCAGGUAGCGAUAGCGGACCUGCCGGGUUUGAUUCCCGGCUCACACAAGAACUAUGGCUUAGGUAUCCAGUUUCUUCAACACGCCGAGAGAUGUCGCGGGCUCAUAUACCUACUGGACGCUACAGACGCCCCUUUAGAACAGCUGGAGCAUCUGACGCAUGAACUGACGCACUACAGCGCAGAGUUGGCUAACCGGAGAAGUUGUAUAGUGUUAAAUAAAAUAGACCUACCAGCCGGUCGGGCCGCUCUCGAGACCAUCAGCAAAGAACGAGAGGUCCUCGGUAUUUCUGCUAAAACGGGACUCGGUCUACAGAGGUUGCUAACCGCCGUUAGAGAAAUGUAUGACGGCGGAAGUAAUGAGAUAUUACUAUAGAUUUCAUACAUUUUGUAUAGAAGAUAGCGGACAACUGUUCUCCCAUACAAAUGGAUCUGGUCCCAGCAAAAGCAUAGAGGAAUAAGUAAGGGAAGAGUUGUAACUCCAUACAUCAGUAAAUGCUAGUUAUUUGUAGUGACAUCUAGCGACAACCACGCGUCAACUAGCGUAAAUUAUCAGCACUCCCGUGAAAUAAAAGAGACGGGAUGAUAACGCGAGCGAAUUAUAGUUCUUCGCCGCAGGGCUCGGAUGGGCACUUUUUUUCAAAGUUGUCCACCCCACUUUUUUUUGGACCUGGAAAUUUUUAUGUGUUUUCCACUCAGAAUUGCGAGCUCUUUCAAUCCUAAUAGGAGAAAAAAAGUGUCCCAAGGUUUU
Molecule: messenger RNA, 1550 nt
Organism: Leguminivora glycinivorella
Lineage: Eukaryota; Metazoa; Arthropoda; Insecta; Lepidoptera; Tortricidae
Product: mitochondrial ribosome-associated GTPase 2
Exons: 8
Coding region: 66-1175 (369 amino acids)
Cellular component (GO): mitochondrion
Molecular function (GO): GTP binding; GTPase activity; magnesium ion binding
Source: RefSeq, a predicted model, not a curated record